ACGAUCGCGUCGCAAAUGUUUGAUCAGUUGCCGCAUGUGCGCGACAACGCCGAACGGUUUCGGCAACCGUCUCUGGGCCGUACGCGCAUUUCAACGGCGUCCGUCGGUUCGACCGGAAAGCACCGCCCCAUCAACCCGAAAACGUUUCACCGCCAUCGACCUGGUCGCUACGAUAUGCGUCUCCUGAUCGCGUGCUGCUUGCUUCUGCGGGCCACCGGUCGUUCGGACGCGUCGGACGAUUACGACCGGUUCAUCUUCAAGUUCAUCCAACACGUGGCCAGAUUUCAGACGCUGAGCGACGUGCCUACCUGCGAACUCUUGGAUCAUAAUUUGGAUGGGAUCAAGUCAUGUUUCAACUUUAAAAAGUCAGUGGGUUGGCCGUUCAAACAUCCGUCAAAAUUGGCUGAUAUCAGCCGUCAAAAAAAGCCUAAAUUCAGACGUGCAGCGAUGGGAGAAGCCGGCGAAGAAGUCUUGCUGUAUGUAUACGACUUGACCGGUGGUAUGGCUAAGGCAUUGGGAGAGUCCUUACUGCAAAAGCCAAUCGAGGGCAUAUGGCACACUGCGAUUGUGGUGUUUGGUAAAGAACAUUUUUUUGGUUCCAAUGGGAUCUCAGUAUGCAGUCCAGGUACCACAGCCUUGGGAAGUCCAUUACGUACUCAUAGUUUGGGCAAAACGUGUUUGCCGGAAGACGUAUUUCAAGAGUAUUUACGUGGAUUAGAACAAGACACAUUCUCCGCAGACAAAUAUAAUUUAUUAAGACAUAACUGCAAUAAUUUUUCCAAUGAAAUAAGUCAAUUUUUAUGUGGAAAUUCUAUACCAGAAUAUAUUUUAAACUUACCAGACGAAAUUCUCAGCACUCCUUUUGGUAAACAAUUGCAACCCGUUUUAGAAUAUUUUUCCAACAACAUUGGUGUACACCCAGGCUUGACUAGGUCGUCGUCUGAUUUUGAAUCUCUUAACAACGAUAUCGAUUCUGCCAGAAAACAAUCAGCGUUAUUAGAAGAAAAACGUAUUAAAUUAAAUGAGAAAUUAGAAAAGAGAGAUAAAAGAAAGAAAAAGAAGAAGAACAAGAGCAAACAUUUAAGUGACAGUUUUUGUACCGAGUCAGGUGCUGCCAGUUCUAGCAGAUACGGUGAUAACUAUAGAAAAAUGUCUGAAAACGGAACUAACGGCGUAAAUGUGGCGAACGGUGUUCAGCCAGUUAUAGAUAAUGACAUCGAAGAUAUGGAAAAGAAAGAGCUAGAGUUGAAGCGCAAAGAACGUGACCCUCCCAUAGUUUUCCAAGACACCAUAAACGUACAAAACGAAUUGGAACGAUUAGUUGGUCUAAUAGAUGGCCGUAUAAAUCCGGAUGAUAUGCAAUACGUUGCGGAACUCGAUCAAUACAUGUUGGAAAACGAGGGUUCUUGGGCUCUAGGAGAGGGAUUCCUCUCGUUUGUCGGCAGGUUAUUAAACGACGAUCAACUGGUCUCAGAAGUGCGCGAGACGAUGUUGAACAUUCUUGCGGCGGCCGCACUCAAAGACGACAUUAUUUUAGUAUUGCACCAGGACAGAAGAGAGCACAUCCUUAUGAAUUACGCCAACGGAUUUGAUAAGCUUCCUUUGCUCGAACAACUGGCGCUCGCGCUAUUCAUGUGUAACCUGUUCGAACACAGUACCACUUCUGAAUGGCUUCUGUACAUAUCCGAGUGGCAGCUGGGUUCCGGUUCGGUGAGCAACAUACGGGUGACGACCAAAGUGGCGGUCAAUUCAUUGCUUUCCGAGGACAAGGUGCUACAAGAUCGAGGAACGGCUUUGGUGCACAACUUGGCCUGCAAGGAGAAAAUGUUAAAAAACCAAAACAUUCGAAGGCUGUUACCCGCGGCAUCAUUUUCUAAGGUAUUCGAUGAUGUGGUCGUGGAACUUGCUAUGGCUGUCUUGCAGUAUUUCAACAGCAAGCCCGACGAAGAGCACAGUUUUAGGUGUAUGAAAUCGUUGGCCAGAUUUUGUCAGAUAUCCAGACAAGACGUGCCGCAGCUCGUACAAAUGAUCGGGCCGCCGCCGUCUACUUUUAAAGGCAUGUCAAACAGAAUUGACGAACAGAUUGCUGAAAUUCAAAAUUAUUUACGUUGAUUAAAAUAUACAAUAAUCAAAUAAUAUAAAUACUUUUUAUGAUUAUUCAUUUUUUUAACUCUAAUAUGAUAUUAUUUUUAUACGGAUUGUCCAAAUUAACUUGACAUUUAUUAGUUGUAUUUUUUUUUUUGCAUUUCAACAAUUUAAUUUAUUUUUAAGUAUUUUCGUGUUUUAAGUAAAAUGUUCAUUUAAUUAGAGUAGGUCGUGAUGUAAGCCUACGUAAAAUAAUAAAAUAUUUACUCAUA
Sipha flava (yellow sugarcane aphid) is the source of this 2357-nucleotide messenger RNA. RefSeq lists its product as uncharacterized. Gene Ontology annotation, biological process: protein modification by small protein removal. Gene Ontology annotation, molecular function: peptidase activity. The coding region runs from base 16 to 2112 and encodes 698 amino acids. Lineage: Eukaryota; Metazoa; Arthropoda; Insecta; Hemiptera; Aphididae. The record is from RefSeq and is a predicted model, not a curated record. The transcript has 14 exons.